UCGGUUGAGGGGAGACGUAGGCAGAGUAACUGGGGGAGUGGAGAUGAGUGAAGCUGUGUCUAUUUUGUACAAUGACACCCGUUCAUGUUCCUGUGCCUUCGUUUGAAUGUGUCCGUUGUGUGUUAAUGUGUGUGCACUUGCAUGGGCAGAACAAUUUGUUGGCUUAGACAAGAACGGGAGAAUAAUGUACCGUUUACAAUGGCUCUAUUGACACUUAAAUGUGUAGCACACGGUUCUCUGUGUGUGUCCCAGAAUAUUGAGUAGGAGGAAGCCGUAACACUCGUGUCAGAUAGCCCAGCAGUGCUGUAUGCGGUAGGUCAGCCAGGCAGCGCUGUGUGGAAUCAGCCCACAAUCUGCUACAGGAAUAGAGUGACCACUAAGACAGAGGAAAGCGGAGAGAAGGAGGAGUCUUAAAAGUUGGGAGGGAGUUGGCAGUGUGUCAGGAUGGGAGCCACUGUGCCUCAGCAGCGGCAGAGCUGACGCACUAAAAUCCAGACUGAGGGCAAGAGGGGGAUAAAGGGAGGGCACAGAGGAAAAAGAGUGUGGCCAGAUGGAGGGUGCAGUGUUUGUUUUGAAGUGGCAGACUGGUGUUCAUUAAGGGUUAGUGGCUGUAGCUGAGAACAAGAUAGUCCCUCACUGGACUGAAUAUUAGUGAGUGUGUGAGGGAAAAGUGCAUCGUUGAUUCUGGACUGUCUUGGCCACAGCAGCUGGAAAACCUACCAUUGAUUUUCUGUGUGGACUGCACACUUCCUCCUCUGCUGAACUGGGUUCUUCUGUGCAUGCGGCUCAAGGUGACUCAGGAUCCGAUCCAGCCCCUGGGAGCCUCCUGACUGGGUCCCUGGAUCUACAGGGAAAAGUGGGUUGAAGCUUCCUCUCUACCCCUCUGGAAGUGGAGUCCGACUGGGGAUAGGACCGUAGGAUAAUAAGGAUGUGAGGCCUUGACACCAGCCAUUACCCACUACCGGGCCUGCUUGUGUUCUGUCCAGCCCUGUGGAGGUGGAUAAGGGGGGAGGGAAUGGGCCCAGCUUCACUGCAGGAGGAGACCGAGCAGGAGCCAGGGGGAGAAAUGGAGUGCUACCACAGCCUUCUGCAGGCUGGCUCUCAGUUAGAGAACACACUGCAGCAGGUGUCAGUCCCUAUGAGUAUGAAGGAGGUGGACGGCUACAUUGAAAAGCAGGUGGCCUACCUGUCAGGUGGGCGUGGUGAGGACUCCAGCGUGAUUAUCACCCUCCCAGAAUACUCUGCUUUCAGCGACAUUCCAGAGGAGUCUUUAGCUAAAGUCUUAACAUACCUCACCCUCAUACCUCGAGCACGACAACCAGGUGUAAAAUUCAUCAUCAUUUUAGACAGACGACUGGAUACUUGGACCUCAAUCAAAACAGCACUUGCCAGAAUUGCGGCCUCCUUCCCUGGGAACCUCCACCUGGUGCUGGUGCUGAGACCCACCAGCUUCUUCCAGCGCACCGUCACAGACCUGGGCUUCCGCUUCAGCCAGGAGGACUUCAUGCUCAAGAUGCCAGUGGUGAUGCUGAGCUCUGUGACAGACCUACUGAGAUACAUUGAUGAGAAUCAAUUGACCUCAGAGUUUGGUGGAACCCUGGAUUACUGCCACAGUGACUGGAUCGUCCUGAGAACAGCCAUAGAGAGCUUUGCGGUGACAGUUAAGGACAUAGCUCAGAUGCUGCAGGCAUUUGGCACAAAGCUGGCAGAGACAGAGCUGCCAGAUGAGGGCACCGCCAUCGUACACCUCCUCUCAACCCACACUGAUAAAUACAGGAAACUCAAGGAGGCGAUAUGGUCUGUAUCAAAGGAGGGUCGCCACCUGCUGGCUAGCCUGGAGGCCUCUGGGAGAGAGGAGGAUUCACUAUGGGAUAUCAGGCUGGACUGGGAGACUGUGCAGAGGCUACUAGCCCAGCUGAGGGACAUGGAGUCAGCCUUUGACGGCUUCUUUGAGAAGCAUCAUCUGAAGCUCCAACAGUACCUCCAGCUGCUCAGAUACGAACACAGCUUCCAGGAGAUGGAGUUGUCUCUGGAGCGUCUGGCGACCCAGGAGAGGGAGGUGUCGUUGUCAGGGGAGACGCUGACUCAGACAGAACAGACACUCAGGGACCUGGACAGCCUGGAGGCUCACGCACAGGAGGAGAUGGCCCGUGCCCAGACCAUCAUCCUCCAUGGUCACCAGCUGGCAGCCUGUCACCACUACGCCAUGGCCCUGAUCGUGCAGCGCUGCAACGAGCUACGUCACCGCUGUGACACGCUCAGUAAGGCUCUGAGGGCCAAACACACACACCUCUCCCAGACCUACCAGCUGAUGCUACGCUUGGAUCAGGCCCAGAGUUGGUGUGACGACGGGGCCUACUUGUUGGCCCAGCAGCUGGUGGAAAAGUUCCAGUCUAAGGAGGGGGCCCAGGCUGCUCUGAAGGACAUAGACAGAUUCCUGGAGGGGGCUCCGUCUCUCCUCAGCUCAGGACAUGACCUCCUGGCCGUGGAGUUUGAGUCUGUCCUCACCCCAGAGAUACAGGUCCAGAUAGGGAAGACAUUUGAGAAGCACACAGCGGUGCAGGAGAUGAUCCACAACAGACAGGUCUGUCUGAGGAAGCUGGCUGAUAAACACAUCCGUCCCAUUCAACUGGUGGCCCCCCGGCCGGAGAACCCACCCCGUUCCAAGUCCCCACUAUUCUCCCCCAAACAUGGGGUCGACGGUUUGAAGUUCUCCUUCGAUCUAUCACUUCCUGGGAAGAGGACGUCACGGAAAAGCCCCGGCUCCAGAAAGAUUGAGGUGAUGCAUGACUACCAGGAGAAUAGGAGCUCCCUGCUCUCCAGCCUGGAGGGAGAGGACAGCCCAGACCUUCUCAAACGUCACGUGAUGAGGGAGCUAAUCGAGACAGAGAGAGUCUAUGUGGAGGAGCUGCUGUCAGUGCUGCUGGGAUACAGGGGAGAGAUGGAGAAUCCAGGCCUUUCAGGGCUCCUGCCCCCCAUCCUGCAAAGUAAGAAAGACAUCCUGUUUGGAAACAUGCCUGAGAUCUACAACUUCCACAGCAGGGUGUUCCUGCAGGACCUGGAGGGCUGCCUGGAGACCCCAGAGGGAGUAGGGGCCUGCUUUCUGGAGCGGAAGGAGAAUUUCCAGGUGUAUGAGUGUUACUGUCAGAAUAAGUCUCGCUCUGAGUCCUUGUGGAGGCAAUUCUCCGACUGUGCCUUUUUCCAGGAGUGUCAGAAGAAGCUGGAGCACAAACUGGGCCUGGAUUCUUACCUGCUGAAACCAGUACAACGCCUUACCAAGUACCAGCUACUACUGAAGGAGCUACUGAAGUACAGUCCAGGAGGCUGUGAGGGGACCUCGGAGCUACAGGGGGCGCUAGCAGCCAUGCUGGACCUCCUCAAGUCAGUCAAUGAUUCCAUGCAUCAGAUCGCCAUCACGGGCUACCAGGGAGAGUUGUCUGACCUGGGCCGGGUGCUGAUGCAGGGCUCCUUCAGUGUGUGGAUCAGCCAUAAGAAAGGCCCCACCCGUAUGAAGGAGCUGGCCCGCUUCAAGCCCAUGCAGAGACACCUGUUCCUGUAUGAGAGAGCCCUGCUCUUCUGCAAGCGCAGGGAGGAGCAUGGAGAGGGUGCAGACAAGACCCCCUCCUACAGCUUCAAGCACUGUCUCAAGAUGAGUGCGGUGGGGAUUACAGAGAAUGUCAAGGGAGAUGUGAAAAAGUUUGAGAUCUGGUACAGUGGCAGGGAGGAGGUGUACUUAGUUCAGGCCCCCACAGUGGAGGUUAAGAUGGCUUGGCUCAAUGAUCUGCGAAGGAUCCUCACCAACCAGCAGAAACUUCUUAAAGGUUUUGGAUGUCACUCACAUCACUCUCCAAAGCACACCCAACAAAGAGUUGGUUUAAUUCACCUCAGACAUCCUCUCUCUGGUUCUCUUUUUCUCUCAGAUGAGCAUUGUGUCAACAACCAGAUGCCAGAACACAUUCAACUGUCUCCGCCCUUGUCUGAGAGCAAACAGCAGAGGGCGUCGAUCAGCUCCGAGGACACUGAGUCAGGGAGGAGCAGUCCAGACCCCCAGUCCCACUCCCCUCAACACCGACGCAACCGACGCAGCUGGCCCGGUGCACCUCACUCAGUAGACAUCUGUGAGGGUCUGGAGGAGUGGGGUGGAGGUGAGGACCCCUCUCAGCCUUCAGACACCGAGGAGGAGGACGCUACUCAGCUGGCUCCAGGCAGAUAUAAGGCCUUGGCUGAAUGUUCACGAUACGGCCCAGAUGACCUCACCAUCAAGAGCGGUGAUGUCAUCCAGCUGCAGCACGAGGACGGCGAAGGCCACUGGCUGGUGAAGAACCUGAGUCGCAGACAGGAGGGUAUCAUCCCAGUCCCCAACCUGCACAUGAUUCUGGGAAACGGCAGUAGAGGACAGUCCACCAGACUAGGAGGUAAGAUCCAGGGAAGGCCAGAAAGCUCAGCUCCCCUUAGAGGGAAAAUGCUGUCUUCAAGUGCUCGCGGGACCUGGGAAAGUGGUUAGUCGGAACCUCGUAUUUCCCACUUUGGAGGAGCUUUGGAAGGCAGCAACGCCUUUUGUUGGACCUUUACAAAGAUUGACAGACUGAAAAGACAGAUUGUUUUCCAUUAGACAUUGUGAGGUCAUGACUGAUGGAAUAUCUUAAACUCUGCUUCCUCAAAGUGCUCUGAUUGGCCACGAUUAGAGACAACUAGCCAAUUUAAGAAGGACGUAGGAGUUUUAGAUCUGGGUUUUUGAUUGACAUUUUUCUGGGCCAGUAACAUGAGGACCUGUUUUUUUUUUGUUGCCCACCAUGAUGGACAGUGGACACUCUUUAUGAAUGUUACCCUCCAAACACUUUAGACAGCACAGGGUUCUACCAGCACAAAGGCACACAGUUUGGUGAAGGACAAGGGACAUGUGAAAAGGUUUGGGACUUCAAAUUCAAUCCCCCACUUCCUCUUAGACCCAGCCAAUGGGCUUUUCUGUUGGGCUGCUGUAGCUGGAUUACAUCCAUGGACUCUCGCUCUCUGAGGGAUUCUUAACCGUCAUUGCUAAUCAGUGAGAAUGCAAUUGUUGUUUGUACGUUUAUGCGUUUAUUCUUAUGCGUCAUAAUAAUCCGGGUUUUCGCCUGAAACAUUUCUUAAAAAGAGACUUUUGUACAUAGCUAUGUCAUUCAUUUUGGAUGUGUAUACUUGAAUGUUGGUCUAUUGUUUGUUGAUGUUCAUUUAUUCUACAUGCUCAUGUUGUUUAGGUGUCCAUCCUGUCUUAUUCCUUAAGGCACCCUUCUCUAAGCUCUCCAAGCUUGAAAUGCCAAAACGUGCCGUGCCAUAAUGCCUUUUUAUUCCUGCAAUGUUGGAAUCGAGCUCCUCUUUGAUAAAUGUACUGUUUGCUCCGCAGUAUCAAACGCAGUCUUGCUUCUACCUCACAUCUGACCGAUACUCAACUGGCACUUUAUUCAUGCUUAUAAGCAAAAUGCAAGCUGAAAGAAAACAAGCGGAAAGCUUUACUAUCUUUUCAAAGGCUCUAGAGAAAUUGAGCUCUCCAUGAACGUAAUACCGCCUUCAUAUUUUCCUGAUUCAUACCUAUUAUUUUUCAACUUUAUUUCCGAAGCUCAGUGUGUGUCAAUGGCGAGGAGACACACCGCCCCAAUAUACAUAAAGUUAAGAUGUCACGGAUGGUCAAUUCCGACAUCUUGUGAGGUGAUGGUGACUGAUAGAAGGGUACUCCUCAGGUCUAUAGUGAUAUGGGGAAGAUCUACUACCCACGUGGCGCCAGCAAAGACUGAUGUCAUUCUCCCCAGGAUUUCACUCUGUCUCCCUGGUGUGACAGCACAAAAUGGAGCGAGAGAGAGCUGGAUCAAGAGAAAGGGAGAAAUGUGCCACUCUCUCUUCCUCUACUCGUCUCCUCCACGGCCUUGCAAUUAAUCUUAGGCUUCCCAUUAAACAGGAUCAUACAGCAAACAUGAAAUAUACCCGCUAUGUCGAACGCUUAAUUAAAUAUUGAUUGCGGACUUAUAUGAAUUUACUACAUCAAAUCAAGGCCCCAGUCGGAGGCCUGCCUUUCAUAUGCUGCGUUUGAUGUGGAAAUGAGCCAGGAAAACAGCGGGAGCACAGCGCCACACUACUAAUGUCUUCUUAUUAAUUCAUUAAUUAAUUUUGCUAUCAAGUUGUUCCUUCGCGGCGGUAAGCAGCUGUGCAGCCCAGUAAAAUUGUCUAUCUACCCUUAACGGAGACAUGCUUGACUGCUGCGCGUCGCAUCAAUGGGUUUCUCUCCUCACAUGGCAGAAUUAGCUGGGUUUUCUUUCUUUUGCUGCACAUUUUGCACUGAACUGUGAUGUUCAAAAAUAGAGACAGAAAUAUGCUUGAAAAUGCUGUGCGUCUUUGACAAGCGCUGUAAGCUUGUUGCUAAGUGUUUCUCAUAAGAGAACAUAGCAUGGCUAACUGAAUAUUGACCGAACGUGGCAGGUUUCAGGUUUUUAUUAUUGUUCUUCAGUCAUCGUUGUUGAUUGGCUGCUUUUUUAUACCGCUUCAGUAUUGUAUAUAGACAAAAUAAAGUAUUUAUUGAAAUAAUACAGGUUUCUUCUGCGCCUUAGAGUUUAAUGUUUUUUUUUUCUAUAUUAGAAUACAAUAAAGCAGUGUUAGUUGCUUGCAUACAGCCA
Messenger RNA from Oncorhynchus tshawytscha (Chinook salmon), 6641 nucleotides. RefSeq names its product MCF.2 cell line derived transforming sequence a (gene mcf2a). The coding region runs from base 1016 to 4504 and encodes 1162 amino acids. NCBI's taxonomy places the organism in Eukaryota, Metazoa, Chordata, Actinopteri, Salmoniformes, Salmonidae. The transcript is spliced from 29 exons. Gene Ontology annotation, cellular component: cytoplasm. The record is from RefSeq and is a predicted model, not a curated record. Gene Ontology annotation, molecular function: protein binding; guanyl-nucleotide exchange factor activity. Gene Ontology annotation, biological process: intracellular signal transduction; dendrite development.